AUGCCCGAAUUCACCGAAAAGAUUCAACAGUCGAUGCUGCCCCACAUCCGCGGGUUGGGCAUAUACCAGGGCGUCGAGCCCGUCGAGGUCAUGGCCGAGCGGGCCGGCAUUCCCCAGGACAAGAUCAUCCGGCUGAACGGAAACGAAAACCCUUACGGUCCUUCUCCUGCUGUGGCGGAGGCUCUGGCCGAUUUCCCAAACUUCAACCACUACCCCGACCCCGAGCAGCGCCAGCUUCGAGAGGCCCUCUCUGGCUACGUCGGCGUCGACCCCGAUUGCAUCAUCGCGGGUAAUGGAAGCGACGAACUCAUCGACAUGCUGUUCCGCAUGUUCGUCGGCCCAGGAGACAACAUCAUCAACCUCACCCCCACCUUCGGAAUGUACUCGUUGGGGGCCGAGAUUUGCGGCGGCCAGGCCAUCUCCGUUGCUCGCGACGAAAAAUUCGACAUCGACCUGGAGAGGAUUAAGCUGGCCAUCACGUCCCUCACCAAGGCCAUAGUGGUCUGCUCCCCCAAUAACCCGACCGGCAAUAUGCCCACUGAGGCCGAUGUCCGAGCUCUGCUGGAUACAGGCAUCCUCGUCAUCGUGGACGAGGCCUACUACGAGUUCAGCGGCCAGACCCUGAUGCCUCUGCUCCACGAAUAUCCGAACCUGGUCGUCCUGCGUACUUUCAGCAAGUGGGCCGGUCUCGCGGGCCUGCGAAUAGGGCUCGGCGCCAUGCACCCGGACCUGGCUGGCAUGAUGAUGUCGGUGAAGCCACCCUACAACGUCAACCUCGCCGCCGAGGUCGCGCUGAUUGCGUCGCUGAAAGACAUGCCCGCCCUGCUGGAGCGGGUAAACGCCAUCGUUUACGAGCGGGACCGUAUGAUGGGCCUGCUGGACGCCAUCCCGACCGUCAGUCCCUACCCCUCUCAGGCCAAUUUCAUCCUCUGCCAGCUUCCCGAGGGAAGUGGCCCAAAGGUGUUCGAAGGCCUGUGCAACCGCGGCAUAUUCCUCCGCCACUGGUCCAACGGCUGA
Molecule: messenger RNA, 1017 nt
Organism: Geodia barretti
Lineage: Eukaryota; Metazoa; Porifera; Demospongiae; Tetractinellida; Geodiidae
Source: the annotation of a GenBank genome assembly